Molecule: messenger RNA, 723 nt
Organism: Pediculus humanus corporis (human body louse)
Lineage: Eukaryota; Metazoa; Arthropoda; Insecta; Psocodea; Pediculidae
Exons: 5
Coding region: 1-723 (240 amino acids)
Source: RefSeq, a predicted model, not a curated record
AUGGAUGAAGAAUCUAAAAUGAUGGAUCACGGAUAUUAUAAACUUGAAAUAUGGAAAGCUGAAAUUAAAACUAAAAUGAGAAGUGCUUUAAGUGAACUUAAUGUUAUGCACAAAGAUAAAUUAGAUACUUACGAACAGGAUUUUCAAAACAUGCGUUUGGCAAUGCCAAGUAAAACUUUAAAAGCUCCCAUUGAUAUUUUAAAAAUAACCAACACUACAAUUAUAAUUUUUAAAGAUAGUGACCAUCUAAGAAAUAUUUUACUUGGUUUGAAUCCUCCAGAAAAUCAAGAAAAUGCAUCAAGUAUUUUAUCAACAAUGUCUAAAAGAACUACCAGAAGAAGAUCAAAAUCUGCUAGUGCUUUCAAAACUGUUAGAAAAAGUCAUAGAUUGAGAUCUACAUCUGUUGAUGCCUAUAAAACACCAAGAACAAGAGUUAGAUUAUCAUCGAUAAUGUCCAAUAAAAAGUAUACAGUUUCAAAACCGACAAAACAAAAUCAAAUCGAUAAUGCCGGAGUAAAUGUAAAAAGAAUAAUGAAGCCAGAUGAAGUUGCCAUUUCUACUUGUGGAAGUCCCUUAUAUGUUGCUCCCUGUUCCUUAGGUGCACCUCAUGUAUUAAAUAUUGAACCUAAAGAACCUAAAGAACCAUUAGAAGUUCAUGGAUUGGAUGCUAAAACGAAAAGUCAGUUGAAAAUAUUAUGCGAACAGUUACAGAAACUUUAUUAA